Suillus clintonianus is the source of this 1816-nucleotide messenger RNA. RefSeq lists its product as uncharacterized. The record is from RefSeq and is a predicted model, not a curated record. Lineage: Eukaryota; Fungi; Basidiomycota; Agaricomycetes; Boletales; Suillaceae. Bases 55 to 1710 code for a protein of 551 amino acids. The transcript has 2 exons.
CAAUUGUUCACGACAACAAUAGUGACAAUACGGUAGUAUACCAUCCCUUCCUUCAUGGACCGCAUGUCCCAUACAUCCUUCAUACGUGGGGACCCAUGUUCAUCUACCAGUUGGCGCAUUCUGUCUUUAAAGAGUCGAGUAUGCCAGCUCGCUUUUUCAUCACGCUCUCGAAUCUGUAUUUCCGUUUUCAACCUCAUGCAUCGAGCUCUGCGCAUUGCCGAAAUUAUGCUAGAGAUCAGCUGGCACACUGAUCGUGGCUCACUUCCUGGUCUUGCGUUGACGUGUCGCAAAUUUGAACGUCCAGCACUUGAUGCCUUAUGGAGGAAUUUGCCAUCCCUAGAGCCUAUCAUCGUCAGCUGUCUACCAACGCAUACCUGGGGCAGUCCCCCAGGAGAACGGAUACUGCUCAAGCCCAUCGAUAAAAAGGCCUGGGACAUUUUUGAUAAAUACGCGCCACGCGUGCGCUCGAUCACACAAUCCGGGGAUCCAUCAUUCAUUAUUGAACAUCUUCGUAUACUAGUGCUAUCUUAUCCAUCCUCGACCAUGUUUCCAAAUCUUCGAAGUUUGACUUGGAAUUGCACACAAAUCCACCUCGCCCUCGAGUUCUUGCGUAUGGCAUUGGUACCUUCCCUGGUUUCCUUGAAUCUACGCAUUACCUCAAUUUCGCCGGCCUUGAUGUCCAUCCUGUCCAUUAUCGGGGCCACAUGUCCUAAUCUCACCUACUUUCGAUCUCAAAUAGAUGACCCGACGUUUCAUCACGACUUUGCGCCCUUCCUGACACCUGCGAUAUGUCAGCUCCGUAAUCUUUCCGCCUUGAGUGUGUGCGACCUAGAUGAUACAGGGAUGAAGCACGUUACGCAGCUAGAGUCUCUGAAGACAUUUUGGCUUUACAUAGCGCCGACUUUUCUCCGACGCACGCGGUUGUCACCACAAUCACUUAGUUUUAAACAUCUGGAUCACUUGGGCCUUCAAGCUCCCGGACUCGACCUUAUAACAGACGUCUUACGUUAUCUCCGAACCGUUCAAACCAAGCAUUUUACCGCCAUCUUUCAGAUUACCGUGUUCGAACAGCAAUCCGGUUCUAUAUCCAGGUUCUGCGGCAUGCUCCUAGAAAGAUGCGACAAAGACACUCUCGAGGCCAUAACACUCGGCGAACGGUUUCUCGUUAACACAUUCGCGCAACCGAGCGACUUCAGCCCACUGCGACUGUUUCACAAUUUAACCCAUUUCGAUAUCGAGGCAGCAUGUACCCUCUCGAUCUCCGAUGACGAACUAAGCGAGCUGGUAGACCUAUGGCCUAAGCUCAAAAUUUUCAAAUUCAGUUAUCUUCACCACCCCGGCAGCACUAGUCUGCCUACCUUCCAUGGACUCAUCAACGUGCUUCGGCUUUGCCCUAAAUUGGUCUCUAUCUCUCUUGUUAUCGAUACCACGCAGCUUGAUGGCAUAGUCGUCACAUCCCGCGGCAAUGGUAUUCGUAAUGGUGGUCUGCAAGAACUUGUCCUCGGUAACUCGCUGAUCAGCUCUCCAUGGGACGUGGCUCUUGUCCUCAGCAGCCUUUUCCCUAAUUUGGCGGGGGUGAAUCUUGCCCCUUGGUUUGGUGACCCACCGCAUGUAUAUUUCAGAGAAAGACAGGCGCUGGAGCAAUGGAUGUCGGUCAAUUACUUACUUGGCGGCUUUCGCACUUUAAAGACACGAUGUUUGGGACAAUGAUGGCCUUCUCCAUGUUGCAAUCAUCUAUGGCAGUUUUAUGCCAAUGUCUACUUCGUACCUGUUGUACAAUUAUCUGUUUAAUUGUGUUGUCAUAAAUGAAGACUAG